UGACGCUUGCCAUGCCUGUGAAAGAGAGUUGUGCCAACACUUCAGUAAUCAGUUCAGUACUCCGACUCGGAGUCUCCUAGCAGGAACGACCAAAAUUAAAAUUAACUCAAUUUAUUCGGUUGUCAUUUGCCGUUUAUCUGCGAUUUUUAUUAUUUGCAGUUCCUUUACUAGUUGAAGUUUUUUGUACUUUGUUUUGUUUUCAGAUUCUCGUGUUCUUUGACAAUCCACACAGGUUGAACAUGUCCAGAUUCAAUGGCCAGAACCGGAUGUCCCGCAGGAUGGAGGGAAGUAGCGGACAUCAGCAAAGGAACCGCAGCAUCCCAUAUCAGUGGCCUCGCAGUACAAUGGAGAGAUAGCCUCAGCAUCACCAGAAUACGCCAAUGAGUUAUUAUGUUCCGAACCAGUGGGCCCUCAGGACGGAGAGACCGGCCGGUCAAUUUCAAGAGCGAGGAAAUCGAGCUCAUCAAGACGAGAACGCAUCGGACAGACUUUGAAGGCAACGGCAACUCCUCAACUUCAAGUGCUCAUGCUCAGCCAGCCGAGGAUCCCAUGGCAUUGCUUCAACGUCUGGCAUCCGCUGGGAUACUUCAACUGCCGUCGACAUCGGUAACACCAGCACCGAACGUUCCAACCAGCAGACACAAGCAGUGCAUCAAUUGCGACCGCCGUUUCGACGUUUCACGGCAGUCCAAAGAGUACCAAGAGCACCUGGACUGGCACUUCAAGGAAAAUCGCCAACGCAAGACGGCGAAAAAAAACUUUGCUGGACGUGUCGGACUCGGAAGCCGAGAAGGACGAGGCUAUCAUGGGUGACAAGUAUGAAGGACACAGGAGUUCGGCAGUGCAAUCUUUGCUACGAGGAAUUCGAAAAAUUCUUCGAGCAGGAGAAGGAAGAGUGGCACAUGAGACCUGCCGUUAUUCAUGAUUUUAGUUCUCUAGAUACAUAGGAAAUAAUGGGAAUCUGAUUCGAGUAGGGGAAAGUGUGUAAGUUAUUCUUUUUGUACAUACAUAUGUAUUAAUAUUUUUUUAGAUGUAUAUAACUUUAAUUUUAAAUUUUUAAUUAUUUUUUAAAUAACAACGAUAAAAAUAUAUUUCUACUUUUAUAAAACAAACAUAUAUCAAUUUAUUCAACGACACAACCCAUUUCCUAUUUCUAAUAUUGUGUAUAUAUGUAUAGUAUAUUUUCACGCAUAUAGACCAAGAUGUCUAUGGAGUCGAAGAAAAUUUUUAAAUAUCGCGAAAAAUCAAUAAAAUAUUGUUUCAGCUUAA
Nasonia vitripennis (jewel wasp) is the source of this 1269-nucleotide messenger RNA. RefSeq lists its product as uncharacterized. The transcript is spliced from 2 exons. The coding region runs from base 391 to 813 and encodes 140 amino acids. Lineage: Eukaryota; Metazoa; Arthropoda; Insecta; Hymenoptera; Pteromalidae. The record is from RefSeq and is a predicted model, not a curated record.